This is a messenger RNA of Aspergillus thermomutatus, 3696 nucleotides long. RefSeq lists its product as uncharacterized. The transcript has a single exon. NCBI's taxonomy places the organism in Eukaryota, Fungi, Ascomycota, Eurotiomycetes, Eurotiales, Aspergillaceae. Bases 1 to 3696 code for a protein of 1231 amino acids. The record is from RefSeq and is a predicted model, not a curated record.
AUGCCUAAUUUGACGGACACGAACACUCAGAUUCAAGCGAUCCUCGCUCGGGAGUCGUUAGAAGAGUAUCGUAGGGACUACCCUGACCGACCGUUGAGCAAGGAUGGAAUGCGAGGAUUUACUAUAAACUUAUUGGAUUUCGAGCUUGUCUUCGAAUAUACCACCUCAGAGCCCAAGCUUCAUCUAUACGUGAAACGUUUCAGCAUCGCAUGGGACAAAAGCAGGUUCAAGGGGCCGCCACAGGGCAAGAUUAUCAGAAGAAAGCCCGAGGUGUAUCAGUUGAUGCGAUCUGCCUCUCAAAAGGCCAAGUCUCGGGAGACUGCCGGCACAGAUAGUGCGGUAAAUGACCGCUCCGAUGAUUCGAUCAAGUCUCAGGACGGUGAAACGGAUGGAGUGAACGACUCCCAAAAUCAGUUAAUGUCACAGAUGCCCCCAAAGCAACCAGUGGAGCUAAUUGCCGGUGCCUUUGCAACUGCGAAGAUGCUUCUGGGUUCCUUGAAACCCUCUGCCAGGCCGGCGCAAGACUCACAACCAAAAAAAAUUAAUGAGACGAAUGUUGUUGCCUUAAAAAGGGAUCGUCUUGCUCUUGAAGAGACAACAGAACAGCCUAAUAUUAACCGUUGCGCUGGGCAUAUAGAUGAGCUAUCCGCAAGCUUCCUAGUGGCUGAACCUUCGGGCCAGAACGGCAAUGCAACCGUCAAAGUACCUGAUCAAACUGAUGCCGACACGACUGGUGAAUUACCAUCUAAGACCGGAAGUGGCACAGCGUCUUUCAACACUGAAACAGAGGAGAGAGCCUUGACAGAUUAUACCAAAGAUUCAGACCACGAACUGAAUAAAGAGGAAGUCCCUAGCCGGAUUGUUCAGAAAGUUCCUCUGGAACAAGUUGAUUCAGCUGCGGAGACCCUUCCCACGGAUAUUUCUACCAGCAAUGCAGACCCUUGGGAUGGCAUGACAGAGAUUCGGAAAGAAGAUGUUACGAUACCCAAGGAUCAGGCAAAGCUACUAGAUGAGCAGGCCAAGCUUUGCUGGCUGUCACCAGCCCCUGGCCAGGGCUAUCCGCAACCCAACGUGCCGCCUUUACUCCUACAGCAAUGGAAUGAUAUUGCGUUGCAAAGAAGUCUUCGGGCAGAAGAACGUCGGAACAAGGAGCUGGAGAACUUGGAGCUUCAUGGAUCCCGUCCAAGCUCAUCAGCUGCUACCAGCUCCUCCGACUCGGCCUAUGAGACCCCAAGCGGCGAUCGGAUCGAAUGGUCUCAAUCUCCACCGCGGGGUCAGAACCUACCUGCGGACAGUAGCCCGUCCGAGGCGAGACCGGUACAAAGGCCAACUAUGAAUAAAAGGGAUGGAGGAAAUGGUUCGUUGAAUCAGCCACCCCAUGAUGUGGAGGAGGAACGACAGACAAAUGUUCAUCAAGAAAUAUCGCAUGAACAGGAGGAGCUUGAACCUUUGCCAAGAGGUGUGCGAGAGUCCCCCAAAUCUAUUGCACUUCCUGCCGAACUGCGUCUACAAGUUAGCGGGGAGUCUCUUCCUGAGCUUGACGACAGUGACAAUCGAGUUCCCCUGCAAGAACCCCAAGUUGAGUUUGACCGGAUGAGUGAGGACUCGGUGAUGGAUACGUCUGUUCCCCGUCCGCUGGGAGUAGACCCGAGUCAAUCAGAGCAAGAAAUUGACAGCUCAGAACCAUCGCUCCCGGGUUUGUCCACUCAGGUUCAAGUGCAGGUCAUGGAAACUCCUGCUGCACAUCUUGUUCGAUUCCGUCAGUUUACUCAAAGCACAGGCGGUGCUAGCCAGGAGUCGCAACAGCCAGAGCAGCCAUCGUUCCAGGCCGCAAAAUCCUCUUCUCAAUCACGAAUUUGCAAUACCUAUCGCAGCAAUGACGAGGCGAAGGAUCACACAUCCCAGGACAUGUCGAAUCCAACACAACCGCAUGGGACUGCCGAAUCCAGCGAUGUCAAUAUAAUGGAGACACAGCUCAGCGGUGGGGAGUGGUCAUUUCCAGGCACGACUCCCUCGAAUUCUGCCCAUGUGCUGAACUCUUCCGGACCAAGGGACCGUGAGCCGAGCGUAUUCAUCACUGCAUCCCCGGGCCAGGCAGAAGAGUCAUCGAAUCCAUUUUCUUCAUAUCGAGAGGCUCCCUCUUUUACGCAGACUGACGAUGGAAAUGGAACAUCAACCGACUUUCCCAGCCCCACGCAAGUUACCCCUACUAGGCAUCGAAUGUCUCCGUUGAAACGAGGCGCAUCUGAAAUGGACAUCGAACGAAGUCCUCCUUCUAAAAGGCCAAAGAUUGCGUGGAGCGAAGGCGGCGACUCUGUCCAAGGGCUUGCGUCCAAAGUAAUUUCGCGCCGAGAAACCUACAUCAAUCGCUCCGCGGAGCACGCUGAGGCACAGAAAGUCUACGAGAAGUUUCGGAGUGACUACCCCGACUAUAAUGGCGACUUCCACCAUUUCGCGAUGUUGUGUUCCAAAUUGCAGGCUCUGCGGGCUAAAGGACAUUUCAGAAGGUCGUUUCUCUGGGAUGAUUUUGUUAUCAUGCACUUGCAGGAAUAUGAACGUUACCUCAAUCAACGCGCGGCAGCUGACGUUAAGACACUGGAGUAUGAAGAAUUCUUCGCUUCCUACAUCUUGAGGCCAUCUUACAAAAAGCGCAGUCUCACAACGAAAGGGAUUGAAAUAUCUGCUGCGCAGCAUAAUCCUUCGACCGCCGCCGGCGUUCCAGCAAUCCCGCGGCAUGAAACAAACACUUCAUUCACCGGCAGCCUUGUGGAUAGAUUCUCCAACUUCCACACACACUCCUUUGGGCCUGAGACUCCAGGCUCACGGUCUGCAGCCACGGUUGAUCAACUAACGUCGAGCCCCUCGCCAGCUCCUCUGAAACGGCCGAGUCGCGACACAUCCGCAAAAAGCCGACGCAUGGACGAGGAACCACUAGCGAUGGAGUUGGCACCUAUCGAAGUCACCCGUCCACAUAAUCCUACUCCCAGCUCACCGUCCGAAGCGAUGGUUGAUCGACUGGAGCGGAGCCCCGCGCGUGGUUCUUGGAGCAAAUCGAAUCGCGACACAUUCGAAAGAGGCUACCGCAUGGUCGAGGAACCACAAGAUACGGAGGUGACGCCUAGAGUCACCCGCUCACAUAACCUUGUCCAUGACAUUCCCAACCAAACAAACCCUUCACUGGCUAGGACGUCUCUGGAACCACAGGUACCUACUGGGGUUCCUCCUUCGUCAGACGUCAAUCGCGAAGAUGAUGACGGGCGCAGCAUUCCGGAAAGCGACCCCAACAACGACGAAGUCGAUGAGGGCUUGAUGGACGAAUCCCACGAGAUUGCUAGCUUCGAACUUGGCGAUGACGGAUCUUCCACCGCUCCAGCGGCAGAUCACUCCGACGCAGGAUCCGACGCAGUGAGCGAGGCCGACAGUUUUGACGAAGACUGGGUAGGAUGGCACUGCCGCCGACUUCAAAGCACAGGGCCGUUUUGGUCCGACGAUCCCAACACGCCAUUCAAGGUAUUGGCCCGAGCCGACGCGAACGUGAGGUCUGAGCUACUGCGCCGUGGGAUGGCCCAUUUACCUGUCGACGAGAGAGGAGUCAUCCAACCGCUAGUUGACUAUCCGCCAGUCGUUUCAUUGCAUGAUUUGCUGGACGGGCCUGCUCCCAGUCCCAGGCGUCCCUCAGAUGAACCGCAAAGUUGA